Molecule: messenger RNA, 3806 nt
Organism: Limulus polyphemus (Atlantic horseshoe crab)
Lineage: Eukaryota; Metazoa; Arthropoda; Merostomata; Xiphosura; Limulidae
Product: protein CBFA2T1-like
Exons: 10
Coding region: 171-1766 (531 amino acids)
Biological process (GO): DNA-templated transcription; negative regulation of DNA-templated transcription
Cellular component (GO): nucleus
Molecular function (GO): transcription corepressor activity
Source: RefSeq, a predicted model, not a curated record
AUACGAGAAAACACUAUUUCCGUGUAAAAGCCCGGCGACUGAAGAAGUAAGGGUAGCAUUAAAAAAUAAUAAUUUUAGGUUAGCGAAGAUCGGACGUCAGCGAACAAUUAUUCCUAAUAAAUCAUCUAUUACGUAAAAAAAAAUAGCCUGAAAUAUCAGAUCCGACGAAUAUGCCUGAUUCUCCAGACAGUAACGUGAAGGUGUCGGCCUCUAGUGGAAAUAUAGCAGGAACAGUAAUAAAUCACAAAGUCGUAGCUGCACAUGGCAUGAAUGGCAAUCACUCUCCUCAUGCUUCCACUGUAGGGGGGACCCCCUCUCCUCCAGUCGUAAGUCAUGCUUCAAACUUUCCUAUACCUUCAACUGCAUCUAUGACCAGUCAGGGAGAUGGGAAUUCUUCUGGUGUCCGUCAGCUCUGUAAACUCAGACGGUUUCUUACCACUCUUCAGCAAUUCGGCAGUGAUAUAUCUCCUGAUGUUGGAGAAAGAGUACAUAAUCUUAUAUUGGGACUUGUAAAUUCCUCAAUUACAAUUGAAGAAUUCCAUCAGAAGAUUCAGGAAGUGACGAAUUAUCCUCUUCGUCCUUUUGUCAUUCCUUUCCUUAAGUCCCACCUACCAUUGCUACAGACUGAACUCUUACAGUUUGCUAGACAUGCCAAACAAUCACCUCAACAGUACCUUCGGCAGCACGAGCAGACAUUGCUUGAUAGUUCAGUGCCCCUUAAUGGUGAACCUUUAGAAAUAUUUCAAACGGAGACAAAAGAAAAUGGGAAAAGACGCAGUCCUUCAGAUGGACGAUCCAAAGAAAAUGAUUACAGCGAUAGAAUGUCAGAAAGUCCACCAUCAGCAAAACGACAUCAACCCUUGCCCAGUCCUACAAUGGGGUCGAGGUUAAGCCCUGGGGGAACAAAAAAUCAUAUUCAUCCGGGUAUGAAUUUUCGGUUUGAUGAGCCCGGAAACAUGUACAGAACAAGAGAAAGGGAUCGUUAUGAGCGAUAUGAACGUUUUGAGAGAGAUUUCCAUAGGCCUUACAAUGGCACCUUACCCAGGGAUUUUGUUGAGGAUAGAGAGAUGGAAGAAGAAUGGAAGAAUAUUCAUACGAUGCUUAAUUGUAUUUUGGGAAUGGUGGAGAAGACCAAACGUGCUCUGGCCAUUUUGCAACAACGGAGUCAAGUCGAUAGAGGUGAAUUUAGUUUGUGGGGCCGACGACACCUAGAUGGAUCUGAUUUUGAGUUAAAGAAACAGACUGGAGAUAUCAUGGUUCACUAUAAAUCUGCCGAGGAAAGAGUAUCAGAAGUUAGAAGACGAGCAGAAGAAGCCGUCAAUGAAGUCAAGCGACAAGCUGUUGCUGAGCUACAGAAGGCCGUUUCUGCAGCAGAAACCAAAGCAAGCGAACUAGUAGCAACAGAAAGGGCAAAGAUGGAGAAGCUAGUUGGAGAAGCAAAGCGUCAAGCAACAGAAGAAGCUAUAUCCAAUGCCAAUAAACAAGAAGAUUGUACUGAGAACUGCUGGAACUGCGGUAGAAAGGCUAACGAGACCUGCAGUGGAUGUAAUGUAGCAAGAUAUUGUGGUUCGUUCUGUCAACACAAGGAUUGGGAGAAUCACCAUAGAAUAUGCGGUCAAGGAUCAAGUCCAGCAACGGUCACUUCAGGCGGAAGUCAUAUUACACAAGUCUCUAUCAGUACGACUACUAUCUCUUCAACAACACCAACUCCAACGGGAAAGAGAAGUCGUAGCCCUACAGUUGUGAGUGAGCAGAAAAGCCGGUGAAUUAAGGAGCUACACUUCUCAGUCAUGUUCAUUGUAAGAGAAAACGAGAAUGAAAAGAAUUUAUACUUAUUCUGAACAUAACAAUAUCACCGUGCGGCGUUGUAAUGUUUGUGUCAAGACAAUAACAUUAGCAAAAAGUCAUAAAGAUAUUUAAUUAAACAUGCUUAUUAGUAUGGUAAUUUUGUUAACUGAUUCAAGUUAGAAGUAAAAGGAUGUUUAUAUAGCUAAUACAGUUUCUUCUCCUAAAUCCACAAAGAUGGAUAAAAUGAGGAAUUUGAUGUAUACUUGGAUAUUGUUUGUCUAAUAACAUUUAAACAAAUGUCCACUAAAUAAGACGUGGUUGACAAAUUAUAUGUUAGCUUAUGUAAGCGCUACAGUCUGUUUAGUUCGACAUUGAGUCUAAUCAGGGUUAGCUGAUAUUAAGCUCAACCAAAGCUGGUUGGCGUUGAGUCUAAUCAUGAUUAACUGAUGGUCAUUUACACAUAUUUCAAUUGUACAGUGUCAUAGAUUAUAGUAUAUUCAUCACCAUCAUCUCGUGAUAGAACCUGUUAUCUGCUCAUAGUUGUAUUUAUUCCGGAAUUUGCUUGUUUUAAUGUACACGUGUAGCCCUACAUCCCUCAGUAAUUUCCUGCAGUCAUUAAUGUACGUGCAGUAUCCUAUAGUCCUAGUACUAUGUGGUGCAGGAAAACGAGUUUAUCGUAAGUAUGUUAGAUAUAGGACAUCGCCCCUAGUCAUGCUUCUCUUAACAUUAUUAGUCUGAAAGCAUCCUCAUGGUGGAGUCACUCUAGUCAGUCUUUGCCGAAAAUCAAAACUCGCAGAUGAAUACAAGUGUUGAAGAUGUGUUGGGAGUUCUCCGAUUUUAUGUUCCAGUUAAGUUGUAUAGAACAAUUCUACCGUUUCAUUAUGAUAUUUUAUUUUGAAGUAGAAGAAAAAAAAGUCUGCAUUAUUUUGUUUUGUUUUAUUUUAAGAGGACAUCAAUCUCACGUUUACUUUUAAAUACAAAUUCACAUAAAUUGUGGUAUGAAGCUUGAGAAUGUAUUUAUUUAGGACAAUAGUAAUGCAAUUUUAUUUAAAGAAAAUAUAAUAGGGUUAAAAUAAAAAGAAAGACUAGCUUUAUCUUUUCAGGACGAAAUUAUUAUGACAGUCUCACAGAGCUGUGUAUAUAUAACUUCCAUAGGUGGCCGCACAAUAGUAGUGGUACUUCUGUGGUCAUCACGUAUUCUUUAAAUUAAUUAUACUGGAAAUGUAUGAGCCAGUAAAUGUAGAGAAGAAAAGGAACCUGCAAAAAAUGUCCAGUUAUUUUUGGCAAAUGUACUCCUUCAUCACCUCUUAGAUGCUGUAUAGUUUAAAGUAUUUUCAGUAUAUUUCCCCUUUGCUGAAAUCUCGCAUGAAUUUUCAUUUCGAAUAUUCAAGGAAUCUAGAAUUAGCGUGUUUCUUCAUUUUUUAUUUUCCAUAUUUUAUUAAGAUUUCAAAGUUCCAAGCAAUUGUUAUGCAGGCAAUUAUUUGUUGUAUAUCGAAGAAUUUAUUUUGAUUCUUUUGUUUUCAUUUAUGGUAUUUUGUAUCAAGUCGAAACAGUGUUAUAUUUUGUAUUUGUUCUUAUAUAUACAGUAUUACUGACACAUAGUGCCAUGUAAAUUGUAAACAUAGUUACAAAAAUAAUGGAAGAAGUUAUAUUGUACCAAAGCAUCAAUUUAGUUUUAAAACUUUUACUCAUGUUAACCUCUUACACUUCAGGCAAAAAAACAAAAAAAAUACUAGAUGACUCUUUAUAGUUUGUAAUGAUGAUGAAUUAUUGUAGUGAAGAGUUUUUUUUUUUUUUCGUGGGAGACAUUGGACAGUACAUUUUCAGUCCAAUUCUGCAAGUGAAAUCUAAAGAUGUUUUAGUGAUUAUUGCAAAUAUAGUUUACAGGAGAAAUUGAGCUGGUGAAAAGUGUUUCAGAAUAAAGCUGAAUGUGUAAGAUCCGUUUCGUACCUUAAAAAAAAUACCAAAGCAAAUUUCUUAUAUAAUGAGAGACUUAGUCUCUGGAAAAUGUAUGGGAA